AGUUAAUCUACAUCUGCAAAUAUGGCUUCAAUGGUUGACGUCUCUAUCAAUUAAAGGGCUUCUUUACAAUAAAGUUGUUUCUGUUUUGAAUGCUGUGCUAACAACAUCACUUCCUGUGCUGCUGUCAGCUUCGACACUGUCACAGUGGGUUAUAGAGGAAUCUUCCAACAUAGUACGGAACUAGAGAGCAACCAGGAAAUUCCUUUCUUGGGUUUGGCCAGGGAAGAGAUCUUGUGUAUAUAUACGGUAAUGGAGCUUACUAGGAAUAUGCAGAGCUACAGACAUCAGAGCAGACAGAUUUCAGAAGAAAUAGAUAAGGUCUACAUCUGCAAAUAUGGGUGCCCUCCUCAGCAGCCUUUACCAAGCUCUUAUGAGCUUCUCUGGCACCAAGGCUCGGAUCUUGAUGUUGGGUCUGGACGCUGCUGGAAAGACUACCAUCCUCUACAGGCUGAAAUUGAAUGAGACAGUAUGUACAAUCCCAACCAUCGGGUUCCACGUUGAGACUGUGGAGCCCAUCCGUAAUGUGACCUUUACUGUCUGGGAUGUAGCUGGUCAAGGAAAAAUUCGAGCCCUGUGGAGACACUACUAUCCCAAUACAGAUGGGUUGAUUUUUGUGGUGGACAGUGCCGAUACAGAGAGGUUUGAUGAAGCCAGGACAGAACUCAGUGCUAUGCUGGAGGAUGAUAAAAUGAGAGGUGUGCCCUUUCUGUUCAUGGCCAAUAAGCAAGAUCUCCCAGGUGCCAUGAAACCUAUGGAGCUGGCGGAACAGUUGGGACUGGCAAAGAUAAAAGGACAUCAGUGGCACAUCCAGGGUUGCUGUGCAACCAAUGGGGAAGGACUGGUGGAGGGGCUGGAGGUCUUCACCAACUUUGUGAAGCAGUUUCAAAAGAACAAGACUUGCCAAGAGGGCUAAAUUCAUGUCAAUCCAUGUUAAGUUGUCUUUUCUUGUCCAACGAGCUGGAAGAGUGUACAGCAGUGGUCUCCAAACUGUGGCCCGAGGGCGGAAUGUGGCCCUUUUCUUGCCUUUAUCCAGCCCUUGGGGCACUU
Molecule: messenger RNA, 1047 nt
Organism: Rana temporaria (common frog)
Lineage: Eukaryota; Metazoa; Chordata; Amphibia; Anura; Ranidae
Product: ADP-ribosylation factor 1-like
Exons: 1
Coding region: 335-913 (192 amino acids)
Biological process (GO): intracellular protein transport; vesicle-mediated transport
Cellular component (GO): cytoplasm
Molecular function (GO): GTP binding; GTPase activity
Source: RefSeq, a predicted model, not a curated record